AUGAACUUUUUAAAAGUCACAGGAUUCUUUUCUCCAGAGAGCUUCUACUCUCUUGAAACAUCAAUUGGGUCAGAGAAAGAAUGGGUAUUUACAUUGUGGACAAACACAACUCCUCCAAGACCAGUGUCGUGCAAAAUGACAAACGAAUGCUACAAAUCGCUCGGGGAUGAGCUGGUCCUUGUCCAAGACGAUCUGUAUGACCUGACGGUCGGCGGCCAAUUUCUAAAGUAUGCUUUUAAUGGAAGUCUGGACAGCCCUCCUUCUGCCUGCUCAACAAACAGUCUGAUUCUUGUGACCGAAUACGCCCACCUGAAGCCUAAAAGCUUCAUGUUGACUGCAAUGCUGAUUACAAGAAACCGGAUGCCUAUAAUCCACCGCAUCGAACAUCUGCCCAGAGACGACAAAAGGGCCCUCACGACCGUCAUCGUCCUAAAGCUCUGUGUCUGUAGCUCAAAGAACCGAGACGACAGCCAAGAACCAGAAGGAUUGGCUCCCGAAUCAACUCCCGGAUCGACUCCCGGAUCAACUUGCCGCGAUCCAGUCCUAGUGUCCGCGGUAAUUUCUCCAACACAAAAAGAAAAAGAAAAAGAAUUACUACUCUUACUACACCAACAACAACAAAAACAGCAAUUACAAGCCCAAGCCCAAGCACAAUUACAAUUACAAUUGCAAGCACAAGCACAAGCACAAGCACAAGCACAAACACAAACACAAUUACAAACACAAACACAUAGACCAAUCGCAUCUAUCCUGAGAACCGAAUUCAUGUCCAAGUAUCCACUAGGCCGUUCAACAAGGUUGAUAGGCAGUAGAUAA
Phycomyces blakesleeanus NRRL 1555(-) is the source of this 816-nucleotide messenger RNA. RefSeq lists its product as hypothetical. The record is from RefSeq and is a predicted model, not a curated record. The transcript is spliced from 2 exons. The coding region runs from base 1 to 816 and encodes 271 amino acids. Lineage: Eukaryota; Fungi; Mucoromycota; Mucoromycetes; Mucorales; Phycomycetaceae.